Molecule: messenger RNA, 5726 nt
Organism: Prinia subflava (tawny-flanked prinia)
Lineage: Eukaryota; Metazoa; Chordata; Aves; Passeriformes; Cisticolidae
Exons: 18
Coding region: 4004-5452 (482 amino acids)
Source: RefSeq, a predicted model, not a curated record
CUUUCAGUUUUCUUUGUUUAUUUUCACAGAGCAGGGCUGGGUUUUGUUCUUUCACUUUGCCCUUCAGGACACACACUGACUGUCCUGUAGGUUCUCUCUCAGCACACUGUGGGAGUUUGGUGAGCUUGUGUACAGGGACUGGGGCCACACUUGGGAAAUGUAAAAUGAGCACUGGGAUUGCUCUGGAUCCGUAAUGGAAAAUGUGUGUUAGGAGAAGGGACUGUGGCUGAACUGCUGCUCUCUUGUGGAUCUGCAGGCUGGGCAGAGUGGUUGAAGGGUUUGUGAGAGCAGAGCAGGGAAUGCACAAAUCAGCCCCAGCAGGUCGAGCUUUGUCUGCUUCUCUUUGCAGAGGUCUAAACCCAGUAGAGAAGGUAAAGUCUGUGGCUGUAAUGAAUGGCAAUAAUUGUACCUUUUUCCUCUGGAGGUCACUUGAAAGGGCAGGGCAGGAGCUGAGGCAGAAGUUGUUGGGACCCUGACAGAGAGAGAGAAGCAGCAAAUGGAUUUGGAAAGUAUUGACCUUUCUGUGUUGGGAAGCUGGAGAAGGCCAUGAGAUGAGAGCCCUGCUCUUGCUGGGAGCUCCAUGGUCCAAGGCAGCUCCUGGGUUGCUCCCUGAGCCCUGGCCAGGCUCUGGGAGGAAGCCAGGAGGGGCUGAGCCCAGCUGUUCCCACCCUGGCAGUGCUGGGAGCCUGUGGAUGGCACCCAGGGGUGCCAGCUGGGCCCUGUCCCAGCCCAGGGGGAGCCUCUUUGCCUGCGGGUGGACGCACCCGUGGGAAUUCCCAGUUCUGGGAGGGGCUCUCAGUGCUGGGCUGGGACAGGGGCUCCCCAGCUGGGGCUCUGCAGGCUGGGGCAGCCUUAGGGGGUCCCUGGGGCUGGCUCUCAGUCCCUGUAGGGCUGGAGUCUCUGGUAGCAGUGAUGAGGGCAUGGCAGAGCUUGUCUGUUUGGAGUUCUGUGCUGCUUUGAGCUCUGGUAAAUGACACUCAAUUCCUGCAGCUGCUCUCUGCGUCCUUGCUGCUGCUCCUGCCCACUGGCCAAGCACUUCUUCUGUCCAAUAAACUUCCUGGGAACUUUGCUGCAUGGAAUAUUUACAGAAAUGUGAUCCUGUAAGUUUGAGAUGAAAUUUCUGCUUCUCUUUAGGUCUUGUAGGAAAGCAGGGCUGUAGUGUGGUGACUUGAGGGAGCUGUUCCCACAGCUGUUUGCAUCUGUGCUGUCCUGUGUGUCUUUGUUCUUCCUGCACUGCUGGAGGGGGCACUCAUUUAUUUGGGGUUUUCUUUUCCAUCCCUGUGGACACAGGUGAUUUAGGCUCAGCCUGAAGGAGAUUCCCCAUGGAGUUUGUGAUAGCUGCUGUUGGGUUUCCCUGGGCUGGUUUAUUUAAUUUUGCUUUCAUGCAAUAACCAGUUGAAAAUGAGUUUCUUCCAGGAUUUGGCAAGAAAAUGCUGAAGCAGAGUUCCCCUUCUUCUAUUGCUGAGAUGUUUCUGCUCCAAGUCCCUCAGUGCCUGAGGACUCCCAGGUGUUCCAAGGUGGCAGCAGCUGGAAAAUCCUGUUGUGUGUGAGGCAGCCAGUUGGGAAUGGUGCUGGGCUCUGGCUGUGGAAGGGCUGGGUGGGUGUGGGUCAGGGGAUGUGCAGUGAGAGCAGUGUGCUGCGGGGUGGGAAGGGCCUGUCUCUUGUGUCUGCCAGGGGCACUGGGAGAAAACCUGCCAUGUCCCCUGAGCUGCUUUGGUGUGUUGGAUCUCCUGUUUCCAUGGCUUUUCCCGAAGGGUGGGAAGAAGAAGCCAUUCCUCUGCUUUAGCUGAAAGUACACCUGGAAUUUUGCCCUCCUACAGAACUGCUGAGUUCUGUUGCUUUUCCUGGUUUGGGCAUACAGAGGAUGGGGGCAGAGGAUUUUGUCCCAUUUUGUGCCUCUCUGUUGUUUCAGCUCCUGCUCAGAAUAUGAACAGAGCCUUGUCUGCUCAAGGCCCCUGGCAGGCAGGGGACAAAGAAGGGACCCAGAACCUUUUGGCCUCCUGGCAGAGAGAGAAGCAGCCGAUGGUGCUGGGAGAGCUGCUGCGAGUCCCUGCUGGAGUCUGGUUUGGUGCUGUCCCUUUGUCCCCCUGCAGGCCCCACUGGAGCGUGUCCAGGCUGUGCCACGUCUGUCCCCAGCUGGGUGCAGGCGUUUGCCCUUGGCAGGGUGCCCUGGGGGCUGAGGGCUGCCCCUGCCCUGCUGCUGGCAGGGGAGGCAGGGCUGGCACAGGGCAGCUCCUGCACUCCUGGCUUCCACAGGCUCCCGUGGUUCUCUCCAGGCUGUUCCAGGCUGCUGCAGCGCUCGGCCAAAGCCCUGGAGCCCCUGGGCUGUGGAUGGGCACUGGCUCCAGACAAAGGCCACUUGUGGAGGGCCUGGCCCCGGGGGCAUUCCUGGAAGGAGGAGGGCCCUGGGGUGAGAGCUGUGACCCCUGAGGUUGGAGAGGAGCCUGGCAUGGCACAGAGAGACUUGGAGAAAGCGUUUUCCAGACUCACACUUGUGCUGAAAGGUAUGCAGCAGAGCUGAGUUUUGCAGAGAGGUGUGAAGGGUUUGUGAGAGCAGAGCAGGAAUGGAGAAAUCAGCUCCAGCAGGGCCCCUGGCACGUGUGGGACAAGAACUGACACAGAAUUUCCUGGGACCCUGGCAGAGAGAGAAGCAGCAAAUGGUGUUGGCAGAGUUUCUGUGAGUGCCCUUUUGGCCCUCCUCCAAGGAGCAGGAGGAGCCUGGAUUUGUGUCCCUGGGAUUGUCCCGACCUUCCAGACAAGGCCCAAGGUGUGUGUGCCCUGCUGAGCUGCUUUGUGCCCCAAAGCUCCCAGCCUGGAUGAGGCUGGCAGCCCUGGCAGACACGCAGGUUCCUGGUGAUUGUGCCCUGCUGGCUGUGGAGCCCCUGGGCUGAGGCAGAGACUGGGAAAUCUGUGGCCUUUCCUCAUACAGAGGGGGAAGAAAGUGAAGUCGUGGUCCCAACACUCAACCCCUCGUGGGAGGCAAAGCAGAGGCUUAUUUCAAAAACUCUGCAAAGGAAAAUGUCAACUGAAUUGGGUAUAAGCCUCAAAAACAGGGAAGAAAUGACCUGAAGCUGUUCUUGUCUCUGGCAGUUGCAGGGCAGGCUUGGAUCUGUGCUCCAGCUGUUGUGGGGGCAGAGCUGUCCUGCCCUUCCCAGCAGCCCUUCCUGUCUUGGGAAGUUGCUCCAUCCUGUGCUGGAGGGAGAGAUCUGGGUCGGUGCUGUGUUCUGCAUGCCUGGACUGGCCAAGGCUGCGGCUGUGGUUGUAAUAUUGCCCUGGAGAUCCUGGACAGGCACCCUGCAGUGAGGGCAGUGAUCUCUGAGGAUGGAGAGAGCCUGGGGCUGAGUUGAAGAGACUUGGAGAAAGCACUUUCCAGAGUGACACUUCUGCUGAAAGGUACCCUGGAGUGAGUGCAGUGACCCUGAGGAUGGAGAAGGGCUUGGGAUGAGGCCAAGAGACUGGGGGAAACCAUUUUGCAGAAUGACACUUGUGUGGACAGGGAUAAAAAGCCUCUGGGUUGGAAGUGAAGGUAUCGAUUGAUCAACCCGAUCUAUGGAUCCACCCUCCACCUUGUGCAGCCUGGGGAAGGAGCCCUGCCAGGGAGCGGAAUGGGAUUCUAAAGAUCCCACGUGUACUCUGGUCCAUCUUUUUCCCCUCUGGAUUCCACAUGCCCUGCUCUCUGGGUUUGUUCCUGUGUGAUCUGCUCUGGGAUUUCCUCCAUGCUGGGCUCUGCACAUGAUGUGAUGGAAAACACAUCCAUGCCAGGUUUUUGCCUGUUCUGGAUUAUGGCUGGCUCCUGGUCUAGGCUUUCCUCCAUCCAGGACAUCAGCUUGCCCCUCCCUCUGAAAUCCUGAGAAAAGACCCCUGUCCCCUGGGAUCGCUCUCUCUCCUGGGACACCAACCUGGAAUAAAGAUCUGCAGCUAAAGGGUAGAAGGCAAGGUUCUAGGCAAUACCAGCCACUCUCCUACCAAGACAAGAAAGAGCUGUGCAAGAUCUACUGAGUGGAUGGUUAUAACAGUUGACCUGUCUAACAUCUCACAGGACCUGACGGUUUACCACAUGGGAUUGGACAAGAAAACCUACCUCCCACUCAACCCUAUGAUGAACCCCAUCCAAGUUGUCAUCCUGCUAAUGCUGAAUAGUCUGGCAGCUGCAUGGAUCAUCCCUCAACCACGUCAGAACGUCUGGGUAACCCUGGCACAGACACUUCAGCAAGAAAACAUGUGUUUGUCCACUGCAGCAGCUAAGAAUCCUAUGUCUACCUGUCUGGUAGGAAUUCCUUUGCAGGCUGGAGAAUUUCCAGCAGGCUUGGACAAAUACAGGUCCAACGAAAUUCCAGAGGCACACACCCCACAACCACACAAAGAUCACCAAAAGCAAGGUGUGUUCGCCAUGAACCCCUUAGCGGAAUGGGUGCAGGGUUUGCCCAGGGUAGCUCAUGAACCCCAGGAGUUAGAACUAUUGGGUUCCUCCCCUGCCACAUACUGCAUCCAGUUCUCCAUCAUCCCAAAACCCCGUAACACUGACGAGUACCACCUUAUAAGGCAGUUCCGGGUAGAAUUUACUGCAAAGAGGUGGUGUCAUAAUAUAAGCCACAUUGCACCAGACAACCCAUCUCACUCCAAACCCAGAAGCCUCCCUAGAGGAUUGUUCUUGGUUUGUGGGGAUUGGGCAUGGGCAGGAAUUCCAUCCCGGCUUUUCGGAGGGCCAUGUACCAUAGGGCAAUUGUCCAUGUUGACACCCAACCAAACUUUAAUUCGUGAAUGGACACACAAAAACAAAUCGGCUGACAAAAUUCAAAAAAGGAGUGCUGACAAUUUGGACCCAAAUUGUAAUUCAGACAUUUUUCAUUGGGCAAAGUCAAAAAGAGUUGCUGUAUCCCUGUUUCUUCCGUGGGUAGCAGCAGCCAAAGCUCUAGGUGAACUGGGCCACCUAGAGUGCUGGGUGGUCAAGCAAGCUAAUUUAACAUCCAUCGCCAUCAGCUCCCUCCUAGAAGACGAGGAGAUUACCAGACAGGCCACGAUCCAGAACCGUGCUGCUAUCGAUUAUCUUUUGCUGUUGCAUGGACAUGAAUGCCAGGAAUUUGAAGGACUCUGUUGCAUGAAUCUGUCCUCAAAGGCUCCAAACAUCCAUGCUGCCCUCCGAAGCAUGAACAACAUGAUCGGACAAGUGAAGCAAGAAUCAGAAGAUUGGAUCAAGGAACUGUUCAAGGGCUGGGGAUUCACUGGGUGGUGGACUUCUGUAGUCAAAACAAUUUUGUUACUUUUUGUUAUCCUUUUCCUUGUAACCAUAGCAUUCGGGAUCCUACGCUGUUUGAUUUUCAAGGCUAUUAAUGGCCUCAUAUCUUCUACCUCAGAAGUCAACCAUAUAGAGUUGGCAAAUCUAAAGCGAUCUGGUCUCCCUACCAACCAUAAGUGGUGGGAAAACCCACACUCCGUGUCAAACAGAAUUUGAGAAUUUCUCUCUGUAUCUUUUUAAACAAAAAAAGGAGGAGAUGUUACAUCUCCCUGGGGAAAUGGUUUCUUCUCCCUCAGGGACCCCUGGAACUCCUGUCAUGUAGUCUGACCCUUCCUUCCCCUUCUGACCCCAUUGGCUGUGUGCCAGCUUGCCCCUCCCUCUGAAAUCCUGAGAAAAGACCCCUGUCCCCCGGGAUCACUCUCUCUCCUGGGACACCAACCUGGAAUAAAGAUCUGCAGCUAAAAGGGUGAGAGCCUCUUUUGAAUCCUUU